This is a messenger RNA of Schistosoma mattheei, 768 nucleotides long. Lineage: Eukaryota; Metazoa; Platyhelminthes; Trematoda; Strigeidida; Schistosomatidae. The record is from the annotation of a GenBank genome assembly.
AUGAAGAAAUUUUUGGAUACUACGAAUACAAAGCUCAAUAGGGCUUUGCAGAAAACAAAUGAAGUCAUAGGAAGAGCUGAAAAGACAGAAUUCGAUGAGGAUUUUGUCUCACUAUUAAAGCAAGCAGAAUCCACACAUGAAGUAUCUAAACACAUUAUGGAGGCCAUCGAGCAGUGGAUCAACCCAUGUGUCUUAAAAAAGUUCGAUGAUGUCGCUUGCAAAGUAGAAAGUAUGGUCACAGAUAACAAAAGUUAUUGGCUAAAGGUUCCUGCAAAGUUACCUGCCGAACAUCUUGGAGAUACGCUACUCAACGCAGCUGUUGGUGUCGGAGCUGGUACUGCAUAUGGUGUGGCAUUGUCACAAUGUGGCGAGUACAGUCGUCAAAUAGCUGCAGCUGAAAGUCAAAGGAAUGCGAUACUAGAAAAGAAAACAUUAUGUGUAUUACAUCAUUUUUUGGCACUUGAAUGGCCUGAAAUACAAAAAGAACUUAGUCAUUUGGAGUCGUAUCGUUUGGAUUAUGAUAAAUUAAGAAGUAAAGUGAAGCAUAAUGAACAUCCAGAUGCUGAAACUUUGACAAAAAUGGAAGACGCUAAAACCGUUCUUUAUAAACAAUUAGAAAAAACUAGAGCUAAACUACAGCAGGUCAAGUCGGUAAAUGACUCUAAUAUGAUUGCACUAAAAGAAUUAGUAGCAGCUCAACGAACUUAUUUCAGUGAAUGCAGACAAAGGACUGAAGAAUUGUCUGCUCAAAUGGAACGAUUGAAGUAA